This is a messenger RNA of Adelges cooleyi (spruce gall adelgid), 1035 nucleotides long. RefSeq lists its product as uncharacterized. The transcript is spliced from 3 exons. Gene Ontology annotation, biological process: cellular response to hydrogen peroxide. The record is from RefSeq and is a predicted model, not a curated record. Lineage: Eukaryota; Metazoa; Arthropoda; Insecta; Hemiptera; Adelgidae. Bases 210 to 764 code for a protein of 184 amino acids.
AAUACUAUGCUUGUAUAGUAUUUGUAUGACUUUGCUGUUUGUUUUGAUAAUUUAGUACACAACAAACAUGAUUCAUGAAUAGAAACAAUUAAAGUUAUCAUUUUGAAAACAUCGAAGAUUUUCAACCAGUCGUCUCUAAAUCCGUCACUGAAAACAAGAAUUGGCAACCUACACUAGGUUAGUAUAGUUUAUACAAAGUAUAUUUGUCCAUGCGUAAGAAUGAAAUGGCUACUCUAUUAGAAAAUUCCAAAAGUAUGACUGAUUCGGAAACGCAUCUCUUGUCGUUUGGUCUAGACAAUUUGGAAAUUGAUCCUACCAGAACUCACAAGUAUCAAGGAAAUAACACAGAAAAAGAUAAUGAUAACAAAGAACCAUAUCAGUCAGAAUGUGUCAUAUGUCGUUGUAUGAAAACUCAAUCACUCAAUUGUGUUUAUCCUCAAAAGCAAAACUCCGAACCAGCUUCAAAAGAAUGUAUUCUAAGGCCACCUAAACUAAAUAGGGUAGAAAGAUGCAAACAACAAUAUGCUGCAGCAUCUCCUGUUCCUAUCAAUCGAAAACAACGGAAACAUUCAAAUCGUAAAUGGCCUAGCAACGAUGAGUUAUUAUCUGAAUUGUCAUUGAACAACAAUAAUAAUAACAAUGAGUGUACUAAUAUAAUACCUUGUAGCGAUGAUGUUACUAUUGACGAGUUAGCUAGUUACUUUGAAGAUUUAGUACACAUUCCUAAAAAAAUGUCAGAUAUGGCGGAACUGAUGUACAAUUAACAUUAUGUACCAAUAAUUUAUUAGUACGUAUACAAUUUUAUAAAUACAAACAAACUUAUUGGUAUUGUUAUUUUGUUUUAUAUAUUUUUUCUUAAUUACCUAGGUAAAAUUGCUAAAAAUUUGUAUAUUAAAUAUUUAGUUUGUUAAAAUGUAUUGUUAUAUUUUAAAUAUAUUUUUUAUGCCGUCUAAACAAACAAACUUUUUGGGUAUAUUUUAUAGACUCUAUUGUUAAUUAUCAGUAAUAUAAACCGUAUAUUAUAAUAAGCAAUUU